CGCGCCAUCAUUGGUCGCCGGGAAGAGGAGGGCGAUGAGCGGACGGGGACGGCGGUUGGAUUUUGUCCAGGAGCAUGGUCUUGGGGGCUAUGAUUCCGAAUUCAGUGAGGAUGAAAAUGACAGUGAGACGUCCAACUGUAAAAGUCGAAGCACAAAUAAAGAUGCUGCACUACUUACGAAGCCAUUCCAGAAGGAAAAGUAUGUCCGUGUGGCUCACAAGCAAUUUGCAGCCCAAGAAUGGGACAGGGAGGAAGCAAGAAACCGACGAUUCCAUCUUAUUGCCAUGGAUGCUUAUUCCCGACACAAAAAAUACAUCAAUGAUUACUUACUGUACUAUGGUGGCUCAAAGGAAGAUUUAAAACGAUCAACGGUGAAUGAUAAAACAGACCUGGACGUGAUAAAAGAAAACCAUAGGUUUUUAUGGACAGAGGAUGAUGAAGCCGAUAUGACUUGGGAGAAAAAGCUGGCAAGGAAAUACUACGAUAAAUUAUUCAAAGAAUAUUGUAUAGCUGAUUUAAGCAGAUACAAGUGCAAUCAGUUUGGAUUUCGAUGGCGAGUGGAUAAGGAAGUGAUUUCGGGGAAAGGUCAGUUUUGCUGUGGUAGCAAACACUGUGAUGAGAAAGAAGGACUGAAAAGCUGGGAAGUUAACUUUGGUUAUAUUGAGCAAGGGGAGAAAAGAAAUGCCCUUGUAAAACUGAGAUUAUGUCCAGAAUGCUCCUAUAAACUAAACUAUCACCACAGGAGGAAAGAAGUGAAAGCAAUAAAAAGGAAACCUGGAGAGGAGGAGCACCACCAUGAAGUCCCAGCAGAAAAAAGAACCAAGACCACUGAGAAGCAUAGUUGUAAAAGCAAGGGAAAAUCCAGCAGAACAGAAAACUUUGAUUCUGACCAAGAAUCAGAAGAUAAACCAGACGCAGAGGACCCCUCGGAGGCUGAAUACUGGAAGGGGCCAGCUCAAGAUUUUGAAACUAAGACCAGGGAGGACGAAUUUGAUGAGUAUUUUGAAGACAUGUUUCUGUGACCUGUGCUUGAAGGUUAAUCACUGCAUACAGUUUAUUCCAGAAGAAGAAAAAAUUGGACAAAUUCAAAUUUUAUUUUUCACAUGAUUAACUCAGAGUGUGUUAAGUUUGAAAGUAAAGAAUACAAAAACACCAGGUGAACAUAACUACUUUGAAUAUUUCUUGCUGGAUUUGCAAAAAUUUGCAUAGAAGAGUUUCCUGUCUGCUACAAUAAAAUAUUGUAAUCAUUUUGGGAAAUGUCCGAUAUUUUCAAGUUCUGAAUAAUGUACUUUGGAGUUUUUAAGUUUCAGUUGUCAGAAUAAUCCAAUGAACAGAGAAUAUAUUUUAAUUUGGGAUAUCACAAAAUUUAAAAAAAUAAUAUUUGCUUACUGUUCUAGUGUAUGUUAGUAAGGGAAUUAUUUAUCAGUGAUUUGUCAGCAUAUUGUACAGAAGGUAAUGUUAAUAUAGGUUCUUUAAUCUUUUUAAAUGAAGAACUAGUUAUAUGCCUGCAACAAUUUUGUACUUUGGAAAUAUUUUGAAAUUUUAACAAUGUCAUUUAUUCUGUCGUAUAUUUCUUGUAACUCAAACAUGUACUGCAAUUAGUUGAAUGUUUCAUAGUAUGCAAAUAAUGUAUUUCUCAUCUGUUGCUCACAAUCUCAAUGCCUGAAACUCUUUUCUGCCUGCACAAACAUGUUUUGGCAUCUUAGGUGAAAUGGCUAAUUACCCAAUGAGAGAAUAACAUAUUGUGAAAGAUUUUAACAGACUUCAAGCUGGUUAAUAUAUGGUAAUAUAGUUCAAACCUACGUAAAUUUGGAACAGUAUGCUUCGGGGAAGAAGACCAUAGAGUGUAAAUAUCUCCUGAAGGGACAGAACAAUCAAGGGGACAGAAUUAGAUCUUUGAAAAUGGAAGUAGAGAUGCAAAAGGAAACUUGAAAUUCUGAAGCUUAAAUAAAGCAGCAAAUAUUUAAGAUAUUUGAUUAAUAUCGCAAUUAAAAUACACUUACACCUUGUUAUCAGCUGGUACACUCCCUGCGAAUCUGCAUACCUGCAAGGUCAGCCCCAGAGCCCCUUUUCUCCCAUUGACUUGUCCGGUUUGAUUGCGUGGUCCUUCGUGGUACAUUGGAGAUGUAUCUGAGUUUUAUGUUAAAUGUGUGUGAGGUCUGUGCCCCUAUCCCCUAAGGUUAACAAGACUUUGCUGUCUUGCACACAGCAUGAAUACCUGAUUAACAAUGGAAUAUUGAUACUAUAAUAAAACUAUAAAUUAGAA
This is a messenger RNA of Hemiscyllium ocellatum (epaulette shark), 2265 nucleotides long. RefSeq names its product FRA10A associated CGG repeat 1 (gene fra10ac1). Gene Ontology annotation, molecular function: phosphatase activity. Lineage: Eukaryota; Metazoa; Chordata; Chondrichthyes; Orectolobiformes; Hemiscylliidae. Gene Ontology annotation, biological process: dephosphorylation. The record is from RefSeq and is a predicted model, not a curated record. The coding region runs from base 35 to 1021 and encodes 328 amino acids. The transcript has 14 exons.